Talaromyces proteolyticus is the source of this 450-nucleotide messenger RNA. RefSeq lists its product as uncharacterized. Gene Ontology annotation, molecular function: RNA binding; translation initiation factor activity. The transcript is spliced from 2 exons. Bases 1 to 450 code for a protein of 149 amino acids. Gene Ontology annotation, cellular component: cytoplasm. Gene Ontology annotation, biological process: translational initiation. Lineage: Eukaryota; Fungi; Ascomycota; Eurotiomycetes; Eurotiales; Trichocomaceae. The record is from RefSeq and is a predicted model, not a curated record.
AUGCCUAAGAAUAAGGGAAAGGGUGGUAAAAACAGGCGUCGUGGAAAGAACGAAAACGACAACGAGAAACGUGAGCUCAUUUUCAAGGAAGAUGGACAAGAGUACGCCCAGGUUGUGAAGAUGCUGGGUAACGGCCGCCUGGAGGCUCAGUGCUUCGAUGGCGAAAAGCGUCUGGCACACAUCCGAGGAAAGUUGAGAAAAAAGGUGUGGAUCAACCAAGGUGAUAUCAUCCUGCUUUCAUUGCGCGACUACCAAGACGAGAAAGGCGAUGUCAUCAUGAAAUACAGCGCCGACGAGGCUCGCAGUCUUAAAGCCUAUGGCGAGUUGCCAGAGACUGCCAAGAUCAACGAGACCGACACCUACGGUCACGAAGGCUUCGAGGACAACGUCGAGUUCGACGAGGACCGUGAUAGCAGCGAUGACAAGGAGAUCGAUGUCGAUGAAAUCUAA